AUGCACACCGCCCUCCUCACUAAGUGGGUUGAAACUCCCAAAUACGUCGAAGUCGACACCCCGCAAGGCCUCCAUCAAAUUGCGAAGUCUCGAGCUGGAGGCACCCAUUACUCCACAAAGACCCUCCCACGCAUUCGAGCCAGGGGCUCCACGUGCGAAGUUAUCGAUGUCCCGAAGAAAGAUACGACGCCAUUUCCAGAAGUUUUGGAUCCAGUUCAAGCAGCAGCUCUUCUGAACCUCGCCGUGUCCAGUUGGAUGGCCAUGCGAAUUCGCACAUUCAAUCUUCCAAAGAACUUCACCGUGCUGAUUACGGGCGCUACCACCACGUCAAGCACAAUUGUCGUCCCACUCAUCAGAUCUCUUGGGCUUGACGAGACGAUUCAGUUGAAGGACCCUGUUGAGAAAACAGAUUUCUCGAAGUUGGGGGACGUGAACUGCCUUUGGGGAUCGCCGAAUGUCUAUAUAUUCAACCAAUUCGCGUCCAAGGUCGUCGUUCAAUACCUGCAAGUGGGUCGGUCCAUGACCGGUUUAGAGGCGAACUUGGCAUCUGCAAAUCUGAGGUCGAAAAAAAUCACGAUUCGAGGGGCAGGGCCUGAAUCUUGGACAUUUCCUCAAUUUGUGAGCAAGCAGGAGGUCAGGGUCGUGAAGCUGGCAGAUAUUGAGAAGGUGUGGAAUGAGAAAGGAGGACAAGAAUGGGGCUUAUGCCACGAUUAA
Molecule: messenger RNA, 714 nt
Organism: Hyaloscypha bicolor E
Lineage: Eukaryota; Fungi; Ascomycota; Leotiomycetes; Helotiales; Hyaloscyphaceae
Exons: 5
Coding region: 1-714 (237 amino acids)
Source: RefSeq, a predicted model, not a curated record